UCCUUCGACUGUAUUAUUAUUGACCUGAGCAAUAUGUAAACUGCGCAGGGGGAUGGCCUGUCAAGAAACAUUGGACUGCAAGCCCAUGGGAUUCGCUCGGGUUUCUUCUGAUCGCGGAUACAGUGCGGCGGCGGCUGGCCAGCGGUGCUGGAUGAAACCGGCCGGUGCGGUGACACUUACUUUUCAAUGAAUUUUUCAUCAAACAAGUGAUUUUACAGGACUUACUCGCUUGUCCGACUGAAUAAAGUGAAAAUGAGCGCCGUGGUUUACGUUUUAUCCACGGUCACCGGAUAUGUGCUAACCUCGGCGUUUCUGCUGAAGUGUCCGUCUCUGCUUCACCGGCGAAAGAGAGAAGCCUUCCGGAGCAGACACAUCUCUCACCGCGGCGGGGCUGGUGAGAACUUGGAGAACACAAUGGCAGCCUUCAAGCAUGCUGUUAAACUAGGCACGGACAUGUUGGAGCUGGACUGUCAUUUGACCAAGGAUGAGCAGGUGGUGGUAUUGCAUGACUCCAGCCUGAAGAGGUCGACUGGCAUUAAUGCAUACGUUGCUGAUGUGGCUUAUGCUGAUCUUCCUCCUUACCUCUGUAAGCUUGGGGUCAGUUUCAAACGAGACUGCUACUGUGAAGGAGGAGAAGACAAACGCAUCCCCCUGCUGAGAGACGUGUUCGAAGCUUUCCCAAGCACCCCGGUAAACAUCGACAUCAAGGUCAACAAUGACACCCUCAUCAAGAAGGUGUCUGAGCUGGUCAUUCAGUAUAAAAGGCAGGAUCUGACCGUCUGGGGAAACUCCAGCAAUGAAAUUGUUAAGAAAUGUCACAAAGAGAAUCCACAAAUCCCAAUCUUGUUCAGUUUGCCUAGGGUGCUUCUGUUACUAGGUCUAUUCUACACUGGCCUUCUGCCCUUCGUCCCAAUAAAAGAACAAUUCCUGGAGAUUCCCAUGCCUUCAAUUGUUUCCAAGCUCAAAGAUCCUCAGCGCCAGACACGGAGUCAGCGCUUCAUAACAUGGUUGGCUGACAAGGUCCUCAUGAGGAAAUCUCUGUUCGAUCAUCUGACAGGCAGAGGAAUACAGGUGUACAUCUGGGUGUUGAACGACGAGGAGGACUUUCAACGUGCCUUUGACCUUGGAGCUACAGGAGUUAUGACAGACUAUCCCACCAAGCUAAAGGAGUUUAUGGAGAAAAACAACUACACUACCACCAUUAAAUAGGACUUGCUGGCCAAAGUAAAUGAUCAAUAUGGUUUUCCAUUGAUCUUUGGCCUCUAAAUGGGUCUUUUAAUUACCCCAAAGUCUGUGAUGUUUAUGUCUGUGCGUGUAGAAGUGGCUGCUAUCAGUUCUGGAUUCAACGAAGCCUUCUCAAAGCCAAUCAUAUGUCAUGAAUCCUUCUAAAGCAAUACAUGUUAUCAAUAAGAGACUGAAGAUUAAUUAUCAAAUAUGUUGAAGUGACGUCAUGAUUAUCAUGACAUUUCUGUGAGGUUUACUCUACUUCAGGCACCUUCAUUGUUUUAUUAAAAUGUAGUUUAGUUUCAUUACAUUGUAAGGAUGUAAAUCCUGCUGGUAUAUUGUUGUUGUUGUUUUCAUCAGUUUCCACAAUAACACUGAACUCACUGAAGAAAUACUGUCUAAAUGGCAAGACCGAAGCUACUGACGUUUUUUUCCAAGGCACUGAGAGUAAAGACUGGUAUCAAGGGUUACUUUUGGGAUUGUUGAGGGACCAAUAUUAAGAGUGCAUUAGGUAUUUAAAUGUUUACUGCAGUACUUUGGUGUUUGAUUGACAUGUAAUUUGUACAGUAAGAGAUUACAGGGUUAUGUGAUAUUUUAUCUGUGACCAGUCAGAAAUUUUGACACACCAACUCAGUCUUCGUUAUUUUUAUUUUUUACUUGUGACAAUGUUAACGUGAUCAAAGUAUCUAAAACUGCAGUCAAAACAUUUUAUACAAGCAAAAAACUUGUAUCUGUGCUACUUAAAAAUCUUUUAAUAUCCACUCCAACGUGGCCAUACAUACUAAUACAAUAAUUUAAAUUAUAACAAUGCAUACAAAAACCAAUUUCAAGUAUUCACAGAGUAGACUUUAGCAUAGAAGGGUUUCUGAUCACGAAAAAAAUAAAGUCGUUCUAGUGUGUCCAAGCUUUUGACUGGUUGUGUUUGUUUUACUUUUUUGAAAGAAGUUUGUGUGUAAUUGGUUCAUAAACAAGUGUUACUUUUUCCAGGAUAGGUAAAGAUUUAAAAUGUUGGUCCUUCUACAGUUUUGCUGUAUUGCAAUGGUGUGGAAAUGUUUUGUUUCCCUCUUUUAAGGAACGUCUGUGAAAAGCAAAACCCAUUUAGAAUCGACAUGAUAGUAACGCACAUCUGAAUGGAGAUUAUCUGAGAACUUGGCAUAGCUGAGUAUUUGUGGAGUUCAAUGCUUUCCCCUUUUUGUGUGGUGUUCAUGGGUGUAGUAACUCCUGGAUUUGUGUUGUGUUCAGUUUUCUGAUUCGCAUUUGCUCCAAGCCACUUUCAUUGGUUGUGUAUAUUUAGUGCACUGUUUAAUUUACGAUAAUAAUAUUGUAAUUAAAAAAAUAGGUUAUUAUAAAUGGUAUUUGGAUUUGUAAAUAUCUGGUCAAUAAAUAUGUUUUAUAAAUGGG
Danio rerio (zebrafish) is the source of this 2625-nucleotide messenger RNA. The record is from RefSeq and is a predicted model, not a curated record. Lineage: Eukaryota; Metazoa; Chordata; Actinopteri; Cypriniformes; Danionidae.